Messenger RNA from Sitophilus oryzae (rice weevil), 755 nucleotides. It is a transcript of the gene ix, whose product is annotated as mediator of RNA polymerase II transcription subunit 29. The transcript is spliced from 4 exons. Bases 73 to 630 code for a protein of 185 amino acids. Lineage: Eukaryota; Metazoa; Arthropoda; Insecta; Coleoptera; Curculionidae. Gene Ontology annotation, molecular function: transcription factor binding; transcription coregulator activity. Gene Ontology annotation, cellular component: mediator complex. Gene Ontology annotation, biological process: regulation of transcription by RNA polymerase II. The record is from RefSeq and is a predicted model, not a curated record.
UGUGGGUAGUUCACUUUUUUAGGUUAAUUUUCUGACGUUUCUCUAAAUUUUUAAUAAUAACAAAAAUUCAAAAUGUUUUCUAUGCCAGAUAAAAAUAUGCAGUUUACUAUGAGUAAACAACAAGAAAUGCAACAGCAGCAGGUACAGCAAGCUCAGCAACAGCUGCAACAAGCCCAGCAAAUGCAGCAACAAGCCCAACAACCUCCACAACCCCUUGACAACAUUUCGAAAAUAAAAGCUCUCGUUGUGCCCCUCAGAGAAACUUUAGCACUUACUAUAAAAACCGCAGCACAAACUUUGAACCAGAACAGCCAGAUCGACUCAGGAUCUCAAAAAGCACCGGAUGUUCAAAUUCCUCGCUUUGAUAAAAACCUAGAAGAAUUUUAUUCAAUAUGUGAUCAAAUUGAACUUCAUUUGAAAACAUCAAUAAAGUGUUUAAUGCAGGCAGAAAGCAGUAACAGAUACUUAAAUUUGAUGGUUGUUCCAACUCGUAAUGAAAACAUGGGAAUGAAUGAGAACAGUUUAACGUAUCCUCAGUUUCUUGCAACGGUUGGGGCUCAAGUAUCGUACACUAAAGAAAUCCAUGAAACUUUACUAGCUGCUGCCCAAAAUAUAUCACCUUCCGAAUGACAUUUUCAGUAUUAGAACUUGGACUGAAAAAUUAUAUUACCUAUUUACAUUUAAGCAUUAUAUUUAAACAAUAAUAAUAUAAGAUAGUAUUAAGAAACUUGUAAUAAAGUAAGUGUUUUAGUAUA